GGAUCAAGUUCCUCUUGGUAUCCAGUUGCAGUCUGUGGGAACUGGCUACAAAGAAUCAGGAGGCUGCGUUGGGUUUCAUUGUUUUAGCCUGAUACGAACCUGUGGGAUUUUACUACUUAUCUUCUGCCUUAAGUUUCUUGGGGCUCAUUGUGUUCCUCUUGUGCCGGCUUCAGGAUGAUGAAGUUUAGGUUUCGGAGACAGGGGAACGAUCCCCAAAGAGAGAAAAUUAAGAAGGACCUUUUUGCAUUUAAUAAGACUGUUGAACAUGGAUUUCCUAACCAGCCAAGUGCACUUGCCUUUGACCCAAAACUACGGCUGAUGGCAAUAGGAACAAAAUCGGGAGCAGUCAAAGUAUAUGGUGCUCCUGGGGUGGAGUUUACAGGUUUGCACAAAGAAACUGCCACUGUUACUCAGAUGCACUUUUUACCAGGACAGGGUCGACUGCUGUCCUUGUUGGAUGAAAACAGCCUCCACUUGUGGGAGAUUAAUGUUAGAGAUGGUUACUCACACCUCGAAGAAUGCCGCAGCUAUAUUCUUCCUGGUCGGCCUGGCUUUGAUAGUGCCAACACUCCAGCCUCCAUGACUCGAGUCACAGUGAUCCUGUUGAAGGAGAGCUGUGAUAUGGCCUGUGUGGGGACAGAAGGUGGAGGAGUGUACUUCUUGGACUUGCCUAGUAUGAUGCUGUUGGAAAAUCAAUCCCUCUUUCAAGAUGAGAUCAUGCAAAGUGUUCCAGAUGAUUAUAAAUGUGGCAAAGCUUUGGGACCAGUUGAGUCACUACAGGAACACCCUCUGAGCCCAGACAAGAUUCUUAUUGGUUAUAGCAGAGGCCUCGUAGUUCUGUGGGACCACAGCACCAGAGUGGUGGACAGUCACUUCUUGGGAAAUCAGCAACUGGAAAGCCUCAGUUGGGAACGCAGUGCAAAGAAUUUUGUGAGCUCUCACAGUGAUGGAGGAUACAUGGUGUGGUCCACUAGCAGUGGCAGCUCAAUGACAUAUCAGCCUGCCACCUCUAUCAUACCAUACGGUCCCUUUCCUUGCAAAGCAAUCAACAAAAUUCUUUGGAGGACCUCUUCAGCUGGAAGCCCAUUUGUCCUAUUCAGUGGUGGUAUGCCCAGAGCCAGCUAUGGGGACAGGCACUGUGUCACUGUCUUGCAAGAGAAGACGCAAGUGACCCUGGACUUCACCUCUCGUGUCAUCGACUUCUUUACAGUUCAUAGCACAGCAGCUGAAGAUGAGUUUGAUGACCCGAGUGCCCUUGUGGUUCUUCUUGAGGAGGAGCUGGUGGCAAUAGACCUUCAGACAACUGGGUGGCCCACUAUCCCCUCACCCUAUCUUGCCCCUCUCCAUUCCUCUGCCAUCACCUGCUCAUAUCACAUCUCAAAUGUACCUGCCAAGCUUUGGGAAAGAAUCAUUGGUGCCGGAGAGGUUCAGAACCCACAGCAAGCCCACAUGAAAUGGCCAGUGAAUGGUGGGAAAAGUUUAGCUCCAGAGCCAAUCCAGAAGGGUCUCCUUUUAACUGGGCAUGAAGACGGCACUGUUAGAUUCUGGGAUGCAUCUGGUGUUUCCUUGAAACCCCUGUAUAAGCUUAACACAGCCAUCAUAUUCCAUACAGACUGCGAGCAUAAUGACAGCUUGACACAGCCUGGUGAGGAAGAGUGGCCUCCAUUUCGAAAGGUUGGCUGUUUUGAUCCAUACAGUGAUGAUCCCCGUUUGGGAAUACAGAAGAUCUCAUUAUGUAAAUACAGUGGCAAGCUAGUGGUAGCUGGUACAGCUGGACAGGUGUUGCUUAUGGAGCUGAAUGAUGACAAAUCAGAACACAUGAUCAAUAUUUCCACAGUGGACCUUCUGCAGGAUCGGGAAGGCUUCACCUGGAAAGGGCAUGAUCGACUUGCGCCCAAAAGCGGCCCAGUGUGUUUCCAACCUGGCUUUCAGCCCAGCAUUCUGGUGCAGUGUAUGCCUCCUGCAGCUGUAACUGCAGUUACUCUGAAUGCUGAAUGGAACCUAAUUGCCUUUGGAACCAGUCAUGGCUUUGGUUUGUUUGAUUACCUCCGGCGCAGCCCAGUGCUUGCCAGGUGUACGCUCCACCCCAAUGAUUCCUUGGCUAUGGAAGGCCCUCUGUCUCGGGUCAAGUCCUUGAAGAAAUCCCUGCGCCAGUCAUUUAGGCGAAUCCGUAAAAGCAGAGUGUCUGGAAAGAAGCGAGUGGCCAUCAACAGCCCAACUAGCAAAGUGCAGGAAGCUAAUGCACAUCUGGCAGAGCAGGCUGGACCCCAUGAUGUUGAGGUGGCACCAGUCCAGCGGCGAAUAGAGCCCCGUUCAGCAGACGAUUCUCUUUCCGGUGUGGUGCGCUGCCUAUGUUUUGCGGACACGUACCUGCGAGACAGCGCACACCAUGGGCCUACAAUGUGGGCUGGCACAAAUUCUGGAUCAGUGUAUGCCUAUGCCUUGGAGGUGCCAUCACAGGAAAAAUUCUCUGAGCACUCUGUGGAAGCUGUACUAGGCAAGGAGAUCCAGUUGAUGCACAGGGCACCAGUAGUUUCCAUCGCUGUGUUGGAUGGCAGGGGUAACCCACUACCUGAGCCCUAUGAGGUGUCCCGGGACCUGGCCAAAGCACCAGACAUGCAAGGCAGCCAUUCUGUUCUCAUUGCGUCUGAAGAGCAGUUUAAGGUGUUUAUGCUUCCUAAAGUCAGUGCAAAGACCAAAUUUAAAUUGACGGCACAUGAAGGGUGCAGAGUCCGUAAAGUAGCCCUAGUUAAUUUUGUUAGUGCAUCUGCUGAAGAGUACACAGAGAACUGCCUUGUGUGCCUGACCAACUUGGGAGACAUACACGUCUUCACGAUCCCUGGGCUGCGGCCACAAGUUCGCUAUGACUGCAUCCGCAAAGAGGAUAUCAGUGGCAUUGCAUCAUGUGUGUUCACGAAAGCUGGGCAAGGCUUCUAUUUAAUAUCCCCAUCAGAGUUUGAACGUUUCUCCCUGUCUGCUCGCUUUAUCACAGAGCCAGUGUGUGCUGUUGAGACUGACAGGUCGCAUGACUGCACACAGCUAAGCACCCCUAACUCAAUUCAGGCAAAUGGAACUCAUAAACUGCUACCAUCAAGUGAAAGAAGCUCCUUAGGAGAAGCACAAGGAGCACUAGAAGAUGUGCAGACUGCGCUGUCCUCAUCAGGCCUCGACUCUCCCAACAGCAGCGCCGACAUCACUCUGGACACCACAGGGGAUAUCACUAUGGAAGACGUCAAAGACUACUUAAUGUCUACAGAUGAAGCAGAAAGAAAUCUUAAGAACAUGACAGAGGAGGAUGCACGGACACCAGGAAUUCUUAUCAAUUGAAGAGCUGUUGACCAAGUCGGGACAUUUGAGAGCGGAUGGAUGCGCUGGGUGGGCGGAAGGCCGUGGCAGACUUGAAACUUUACACAAAUGGGAGCCGUGUGCCUACUUGGGCCGCUUCCUGCCAGAAGACUCCCCCCUGGUGCCCCCUUGUGGCCUUCAGUCUCCUCCUUCUCUCCUCUUCCCCAGUAUUUGUACAGCCGUUUUAAAGGAGAUGUCCUGUGAAGCACAAGGUGCCAAACUUAAUUUUAAACAAGAUUAUUUUUAAAUUUUUACUGCCAAGCGCCACCACCCCUCCCCCAAAUUCUGCCAACUGCCAGUAGAUGAUUGGGUGUGUGCUGCCUCUGCCCUUCAUUGUACCUGCCACUCCUUUCAUUCACAUUUGUUUUGUGGAGGUCCUCUGCCAGAUCACCUAGUUGGGACUCGUUUAUGCCCCUCUUACUGCCACCAGCAGGACUGCCUUUGGGUGGGUGGGGUUGUGGGUGCUCACCUCUUGUUGUGCCAGCUUUGCUGAAAGUCCACCCCAGAUGAUGAAGUUCAUUCAGAAGUUUCCUCCCUGUGCACCCAGAGAAGGCUGAUGGGGAGCUUUUUAAAAUGUGAAUCUUUUCUUCUUCUUCUUCUGUUUGUUUGUUUUUAAUAUAUUAAGGUGGGUGUGAUUGUGCAGCUUAAAGAUGGUGGUGUUUCAUCGUCACUUUUAUGACGCAGUAGCGAGUGACUCACAGUAUUAACAUGACGUGAAGGCGUCGCGCACACACGGUUUACACACACGCACUGUCGGCCGGCAAUGAGGUUUGCCUUUUUUCUUUUUAAGAUUUCACUCGGUUUAAAUUCUGAGCCUUUGUAUGUUCAUAUCGGGGUGGGGGGGGAACGACUUCAUAAAUGCAUUUGUUGGUGUAGAAUUACGUGUAUAUAGAAUGGGACCCGAAAGGUCAGGGCCAUCUUUGGACACGAGAGACCCAAAGCCAGGCGGUACCGGAGAGGAUGUGGGUGGAAAGGUGGAAUAAAAAAAUGGCCGAGGAGUGGAGCACUUGGCUGGCACGCGCCAGGAGUCCGCCAAGAGCCGACAACGCUUGCUUUUUUUUUUGUUUUUUUUAUCGAUUCUGCAUCCCUAAAUGGAAGUGAAAAGGGACAAGUAUGUGGUUAUGGCACCUGAAUUACAUAAAGAUGUAUGAAUUAUUAACUUUUUACUGUGUAAAACUUGUUAGUUAUAACGAGCUCCAGGCGCCAGCGCUGUUUCUAACGUGACCUGCUCAGCAAAGACCCCCUUUGCUCUGUUUUCUGAAGGGAUUGUCGGUUUCUGUUCUUAGAAACGUGGACUCCCAUCAGCUGUGGUGUUCUUUAUUUAAUAAAUCCCGGUUCUUUUACGUUCUUUUUAAAGUGGCACCUUUGCCGUGACGCCUGCUCUCAGGUUUUUAUUGGUUGGUAGAUUUGUUUUUCUUAGUAGACUGUACCCGUCACGUACUUACGUUAAAGAAGGUAGAAUUGUUAUAUUGUUGAAAAUAUUGGGUUUAAUAUUAAUAAAGCAUUUAAUGCCUCCUAACGG
This is a messenger RNA of Erpetoichthys calabaricus (reedfish), 4867 nucleotides long. It is a transcript of the gene llgl1, whose product is annotated as LLGL scribble cell polarity complex component 1. The record is from RefSeq and is a predicted model, not a curated record. Gene Ontology annotation, biological process: regulation of Notch signaling pathway; establishment of spindle orientation; regulation of protein secretion. Gene Ontology annotation, molecular function: GTPase activator activity; myosin II binding. The transcript has 23 exons. NCBI's taxonomy places the organism in Eukaryota, Metazoa, Chordata, Cladistia, Polypteriformes, Polypteridae. The coding region runs from base 175 to 3327 and encodes 1050 amino acids. Gene Ontology annotation, cellular component: cortical actin cytoskeleton; cytoplasm; plasma membrane.